This is a messenger RNA of Anneissia japonica, 3685 nucleotides long. RefSeq names its product tubulin polyglutamylase ttll6-like. Gene Ontology annotation, biological process: protein polyglutamylation; microtubule cytoskeleton organization. The transcript has 19 exons. Gene Ontology annotation, molecular function: tubulin-glutamic acid ligase activity; tubulin binding. Gene Ontology annotation, cellular component: cilium. NCBI's taxonomy places the organism in Eukaryota, Metazoa, Echinodermata, Crinoidea, Comatulida, Comatulidae. The record is from RefSeq and is a predicted model, not a curated record. The coding region runs from base 227 to 3022 and encodes 931 amino acids.
UAUCAAUCCGCAAACACUUUAAAACGAAGUAAUGGCGACUUCUGUUACUGAGAUUUCUAGUUGUGAGUGACUCCACUCGAGCCACACAAACUUUAUUUCUUGGUAACAACAUCACAACUGAGAUCGGCUGAUUGUGCCUGUGUCUCGGUGUUUACAUAUGAAAGCUCAGAGAAUGGGAAAUAUUAAACAAGAUUUGCCGUCGUUUUUAUGAAAUAAAAAGAGAAUCAUGGUUGAUGGAAAAAUCCAACAACCCAAUGCAGAUGAAACAAAGUCAUCCACAAAGGGCAAAAAACAACCAGAUGAUCAUUUAAAGAAUGAUAGUGAUGUGGAAGUUGAUGGUGAAGAUUACCUGGAGGAGGAGGGUGAAGGAGAAGGAGGAGACAGUGGUGCAGAUGGAGAAAUAGCAAACCAAGAGGAGAAGCGAACUUCAUCACCAACAAAGAAAAAGAAACGCAAGAAGAAAAAAUUUAUGGGAAUAUGCUUAACAAACUGCAAAUAUGACAGUGUUAGGCGUAUGGCUCGUAAAUUUGGAAUGAAGGAGGUGGGUGAAGAUGAUGACUGGACAUUGUACUGGACGGAUUAUUCAGUUGCAUUGGAAAGGGUUAUGGAGAUGAAGAAAUAUCAGAAAAUAAACCAUUUCCCAGGAAUGAGUGAAAUCUGCCGGAAAGAUCUACUUGCCCGUAAUUUGACACGUCUACAGAAGUUGUUUCCAAAAGAAUUUUCAAUUUUCCCAAGGACUUGGGUACUUCCUGCUGAUUAUGGAGACUUCUUAGCCUUUUGUCGUACAAAGAAGAACAAAACAUAUAUAUGCAAGCCAGAAAGUGGUUGCCAGGGCAAAGGAAUAUUUAUCACUAAAAACCUUAAGGACAUCAAACCUGGGGAACAUCAGGUCUGCCAGCAGUAUAUAUCCAAGCCCUUCCUCAUUGAUGGAUUUAAGUUUGAUCUACGAAUUUACGUACUGGUUACGUCAUGUGAUCCUUUGCGGAUAUACGUGUUCAAGGAUGGUUUGGCUCGAUUCGCAACGAUUAAGUAUACAGAACCUACCAAUAACAAUACGGACGAACAGUGUAUGCAUCUUACAAACUAUGCCAUCAAUAAGCAUAGCUCAGAUUUCAUUCGGGAUGAUGAUUGUGGAAGCAAAAGGAAAAUAACAACAGUUGAUCGGUGGUUUGAAGAGAAUGGUUAUGACAUCAAGAAGAUUUGGACGGAUAUGGAGGAUGUGAUUAUUAAGACAUUGAUCUCUGCACAUCCGAUUCUAAAACACAACUACCGAACAUGCUUUCCAAACCAUGUAAAGGACAGUGGAUGCUUUGAGAUCCUUGGAUUUGAUGUAAUGCUAGACAAAAAGCUAAAACCAUGGGUGUUGGAGGUAAACCAUUCACCCAGUUUCCAUACGGAUGCAAAGUUGGAUAAAGAAGUGAAGGAAGCAUUCCUCUAUGAUGCUCUGAAUAUUAUGAAUUUGUCACCCUUUGAUCGCAAGAAAUGUAUUGAGGAAGAGAAGAGGAAAAUUAAAGAAAGAUUAAUGAAUCGAUCUAAACCAAAAGAAUCAAGGCGGGAAGAAAUGGAAGAGUGCCAAGCAUCAGCAAAUGAAGCGCAGAUGAAAUAUGAAGAAGAACACUGCGGUGACUAUCGUCGCAUAUAUCCUAUAGAGGGCCAUGAGAAAUACGACAAAUUCUUCCAGCAUAGCGGCUCAUUAUUCCAGCAAACGGCUGCCUCCAAGGCAAGAGGAGAAUGUGCUCGACAACAGAGAGAAGAGAUACGAGCUAAGCAGGAGAAACUAGAAUGUAUGCUGAAGAAGAAUCGACCUACCAGUAAGGAGAAAGAUUUGGUUCGACCUGAGAGUCCAGGUGGUGAUAAGGCGAGGCGUAGGACGUUAAUGCGAAGUUCUGUGCCAAGGGUUGGCAGGAGAAUCAGUAAACUAACAGAUGAGACCAAAGUUGAAUUCCAGCCUGUAGAUAGUAAGCAGCCACUGAUUAUAAAUGAAGAGGAUGAGCUGGAGCGAGUUAGUGCAUUACUACAACGUGACAACCUGGUACGGGGCCUAGGAGUUGUAGAGCAUGUGUACAGGCUUCUACACUGUACACCAGGAACUGUGGGUGUAUUGAAACAUUCUGAUAGACCUAUUAACGUUGAAUGUCCAUCAGAGAAAUUGGAAAGUAGUACAAUAAAGACAAUGUCAGCAACUUCUCAGUCACAGGCUUUGAACAGUAGAUACCAUCAGCAUCCUCCUGUUGGACACGGCACUUACAGCGGACAGUGGCAGUCAGCGGCACCAAGAAACGGUCGUCUACUAAGCCAAGUCAACUCAUCGCAUUCAUUGAUACAGCACCCCUCAACAACAUUACUCCAGCGUCACCAUUUUGUGCCUCGCAAAGGUUUUCCACCAUCCCAUCGGGACUUACGGCAUGGUACAGUGGUUGCCGAACAGGAGCUGAAGGAUCUAGCUGGAAUUCUAGAUGAUGGCACAAAGCUAGCCAGCAGGGGAAACACCAUGGUUGGUGUGACAAGCUGUGGUGCAGGGGCCACUCAAACAGGCUGGCGAUGCACAGACAGUAACAGUGGAACAGGCGUUGCUCAACAUCGGAGGGUGCUUAGUGCCAACUCUUCCAAAAGAGAUUUAGGUCAUCAAGGUCGUAUAAACUCCCGUUUAACAGCAACAAAUAGUUCGGUAAACCUUCCCGGCAAUGCAGUGUGUGCUUCACCGUCAAAUGUAUACCUCAGUAGUACAGGUUAUGGGUUCUCAAAUGUAAUCCGUGUAUCCCAGAGUCCCUUGCAAGGUGGUGGUGCUCUAAGCUUAUCAUUGGUGUCGGGUCCUGCUCCGGUUGUUCAACGACCGGACCUGAAGUCUAGCACACAAGGUGGUGGUACCCACAGUGGAGCAACUAACGAUGCAAAUGCAAGGCAUAUUCCAAAGAUCAGGAAAUGGAAGCUUUCUGAGCCAGACUACCAGUCUCCGCUGUACCUGACGCUUGCGGGCAAGUUCAGUGAGGGUCAGCGAUAUCAACUAAGUCCCAGAGAAUAAGAGGAGCAACAAACAGUUUAAGAUUGAAGCAACUUGAAUUACGUGAAAAUCAAGCCGUAGUGUUAAGCUGAUGAUGCGCCUUCCAGGUGGGCUGUGUUGCUAGUUGAAAAAUUGAAACAAUGAUAGCAAAUUUAUGAAUAGUUUGAAGCAACAGCAAUAAGAGAUGGUGUUUAGAGCCAAUGCAGACCUACUGGUGCGAUAAUUAUUCACAGGAUGCCAUAGCUUUUAUGUAAAAGUCUGUGAUGUCAUAAAAUUCAUCAUGUGAUGAUGUCAUCAAUGUUGAUGAUGUCAUAAUAUGUAUCACAAUGAUCAACAUGCAGGAUGAUAUACCAUGUAAGAAGAUAGUGGAUGAUGCAUAUCACCUUCUGAGUUGGCAAUCAAUUUUUAUAUUGAAUCAAGAUGGAAGUACAGUAUAGGAUUUAUCUGUUGUUAAAGGAAUUUGAACAUCUUGAGGCUAAAGAUUUUAUAUAUUGAGGUUGUUAUCCAAAAUGAUACCAUGUUGUUGAGAUCCUGACAAAAAAAUUUAAGAUGCAAAGAACACAUUUUGACAAAAUCCUAUCCGCUGGGGAACGAAAAUUAACUUUUGAAGCUGAAUAUUUUUAGAUUGGAGAUUGUAUUGCAAACAUGUUGAGAGUUUUGACCAAAAUAAAUAUUGUUAAUAAA